AUUGCAACUUCAGCCCAUCAAGCUUCAACCUUGCAUAAUCAAACAAAAAUUCUCAUACACGCAGCCCCAAGUUACCGCCUACUCCCCCUACCUUGUUGGAGAAGAUAAUCCGAUUUUAAUCACUGCCUGCUCAUUGUUUGUUGGACAAAGGGGUAUCUUGCAACUUGUGGAGAAAUGGAUGACAAUUCUUCUGAUGCUGGAAGUGAUAAUGUUGACUGGAAUACUGAAGAUGAGCUUGAGAUAGCGGAUAUAUCAUCACCUUCCUCAUUUUCCAUGAGUACCACUGGUAAUGCAGCAGGAGUUACAACUGAAGUUGGGGAGUCAACUUCUUCUAGCAGUCAUCCCUCUAAGAUUGUUAAUGACUUUCUCAAAAUGGGAUUUCCGGAAGCAAUGGUGACUAAAGUCAUAAGUGAACUUGGAGAAAAUAAUACGGAGGCGAUACUUGACACGUUACUUACAUAUUCUGUUGUUGAUGACAUUCCCGAGCAAGAAACUAGAUCCAACGAUCGAAAUAUAAUCCCUCAAAGCAAUUUCGAGAGGGAGUUCUUCUCUGAUCUCGAUAGCGAUUUUAGUGAUGAAGACGACAGUGCUGAGUCUUUUGAAAAAGAUGACCCGGUGGUGAGUCUGAUUGAUAUGGGGUACUCACCUAAUGAAGCUUCAGCUGCGGUUAGCAGAUGUGGAAUAGAUGCACCGUUGUCGGAGCUGGUAGAUUUCAUCAGUGCAGCUCAUUUAUCAAAGGAAGCCGACGCUGAAAUGGACAAACUGUAUUUCAGCUCGCAUCCAUUGCAAAAGGACAAGAAAAGGAAGCUACCAAAAGAAAAAAGUCAUAGUAUAAAAAGGUAUCCCAAAAUCGAGAGAAAAAGAAGGGACGAUGACGAUGACGCCCUCCACCUUCCAAACCCGAUGAUCGGGUUCGGUGUUCCUCGAGAAUCGUUUCAAGUGGUUUCCAGAACCCUUCGAAGAGAAGCUAUUGGCCCGCCAUAUUUUCUCUAUGAAAAUGUAGCUCUUACACCAAAAGGCGUUUGGAACACGAUUAAAAGUCAUCUGUACGAAAUCGAGCCCGAAUUCGUGGAUUCUAAAUUCUUCUGUGCUGCAGCAAGAAAAAGAGGUUACAUUCAUAACCUUCCAUUAAACGAUAGGUUCCCGAUUCAGCCAUUACCUCCGCGAUCUAUCUUUCAAGCUCUGCCGGCAACCGAAAAAUGGUGGCCGUCUUGGGACGACAGAGAACAGUUGAAUUGCAUACUGACAUGUGUAGGAAGUGCUCAACUAACAGAUAGGAUUCGAACUGCCCUUGAAAAAUAUGACGGUGUGCCGGAUAAGCAUGUUAAGAAAUAUGUCAUGGGUCAAGUCAAGAAAUGGAACCUGGUCUGGACCGGGAAGAAUAAGGUUGCACCCCUUGAGCCUGAUGAGAUUGAGCUCAUAAUGGGCUACCCACUCUAUCAUACAAGAGGUUAUUCAAGAUCUGAAAGAUAUAAAGGACUCGGGAAUGCAUUUCAGGUUGAUACAGUUGCUUACCAGCUAUCUGUACUAAAGAGUUUGUACCCAGAGGGUAUGAACGUUCUUUCGCUUUUCUCUGGGAUCGGUGGGGCUGAAGUUGCACUGCACAAGCUCGGGAUUCCAAUGAAGAAUGUAGUCUCUGUUGAGAAAUCGAAUGUGUGCAGACGCAUUAUCGAAGGCUGGUGGGAGCAAACUAACCAAGAAGGAAAAUUGAUUCACGUAUCAGAUGUGCGAGAGGUGACAGAUGGGAAAUUAGAGGGGUGGAUUAGGUCUUUUGGUGGGUUUGAUCUUGUGAUUGGGGGGAGCCCAUGCAACAACCUUGCUGGUGGCAAUAGGCGGACACGUGAUGGGCUUGAAGGUGAACACUCUUCUCUUUUUUUUGACUAUGUCCGUAUCCUCGACACGGUGAAAAUUAUUAUGGGUACGACUUAGACGACGUUGGGUUAUUGAUUCUCAUCUUUGUUUUUUAUGAACAAGUUCCACUAUCAUAUCUCUUAAUAUAUGGAAGGAAGCAAGACUCCAUGAUGGAUAUUAAAUGUUGAAAAUGAAUGAACACUACUUGGGUUGUUGAA
Messenger RNA from Helianthus annuus (common sunflower), 2069 nucleotides. RefSeq names its product DNA (cytosine-5)-methyltransferase DRM2. Gene Ontology annotation, cellular component: nucleus. Bases 175 to 1929 code for a protein of 584 amino acids. The record is from RefSeq and is a predicted model, not a curated record. The transcript is spliced from 10 exons. Gene Ontology annotation, molecular function: DNA (cytosine-5-)-methyltransferase activity. NCBI's taxonomy places the organism in Eukaryota, Viridiplantae, Streptophyta, Magnoliopsida, Asterales, Asteraceae.